UGUCUUCCCGCUACAACCCGAGAGGAAAAAAAGAAAGGGGAACCCAGCCAUGCUUUGAGAAACCGGUGAGAAAGCUCGGAGAUUUCUCCUUUCUUCUUGCUCUAGAACACACCUAGAACCCAGAAAUCCUUCUUCCCCUGCUGGAAAAUCCAGAUCUGCUCUGUUCUUCCUUCCUCACCGUCGGCUGCUCCUGCUUUGUGAGGGCUAAUUUCUCUGAUUUUGGCUUGCCGCCGGCCUUCUUUCCCCUGCCAUGUCCGGUUUCUGCAGCUGUAAAUUAUGGUUCUUGAUCGUUCUGUCAGUUAAUACUGAAAUUGAGUGCUCGGUUUUAUGCAAGUGAGGAAAUGAAACCGAGAACGGGGAAACCACGGGAAGUGACGAGUUAGAAGGCUAGCCAUAUUGUAAUUAGAUAUAAAUUUUAGAUAUGAAUCAUGAUCUUGUAUUUGGAGAUUUUAUGAUAUCAGAGAGAAUUUUAUAAUUUGAUCUUUAGAUUUUGGUGGUAUCAGAGUGUGAUAUGUUAAGUUCCGAGCCUUGUGCAUUUGUGGGACCCGUCUCACGAGUGCACGGCGUCUGCCACGUCCCCGGAUUUGGGUUCUGGGGCGUGACAUAAAGUAAAGAUGAAGACUAUCCAUAGCCUUGUUAUAACUAUAGGUCAAGACCAACAAGCUUCGUUGAGCCCUCCUUUUGCUAGAGAAGAUAAAAUGAUGAUGAAGAUGAAAUGAGCACACAUAUGUUGAUGUACUCAUAAUGGACCCAAUAUGUUGAAGAAGACUUCCUAUCCAAGAUAGAGUAUUCCAACAAAGAUAGACUUCCAGUCCAAGAUGGAGUAUUCCAACAAAGAUGGAUCUUUUGAUCAAGAUAGAGUAUUCCAGCAAAGAUGAAUCUUCUGAUUGAGAUAGAGUAUUCCAGCAAAGAUGGACCUUUUGUCCAAGAUAGAGUAUUCCAACAAAGAUGGACCUUCUGUCCAAGUAAUGUAGUAAAUAAGUCAUAAUUGAUGAAAUCUAUCCAUGUGAGCCUUCUAGGCCUUGAUAAUGUUCUUCUUCAUGAUAGACUAUUGAAGAUGUAUCAAUAUGUAAUUGUGUGUGCAUGAUCGAUAGCCAUGUUGAAUAUCGCUGAGUUCGCCAGAGAGCUUUGUUGACCUCCCUCAUGCAUAAAAAGAGAAGAUGUGAGUAUUCAUUGUUGUGCCUCUUUGUCCAUUUGUCAUGGGAAGCAGUUGUAUAGCAUUGUUGUGUAUGUUUGGCAUUGCACCAAAAUAAAGAAUGAGUAAUAUG
Molecule: messenger RNA, 1268 nt
Organism: Rubroshorea leprosula
Lineage: Eukaryota; Viridiplantae; Streptophyta; Magnoliopsida; Malvales; Dipterocarpaceae
Source: the annotation of a GenBank genome assembly